This is a messenger RNA of Arctia plantaginis, 3153 nucleotides long. Lineage: Eukaryota; Metazoa; Arthropoda; Insecta; Lepidoptera; Erebidae. The record is from the annotation of a GenBank genome assembly.
AUGGAUGAUGAAGCCAGCUCUGAUAUGCAGAAAUGUCUCUCUGACGGACCCAUGGAUACUGACGAAGGACCAUUGAUUAACGAGAACUCGAACGGGUUAUCACAUUUGCUGACAGAGGGCGAAUUCAACAGUGUAGAUGCAGCGGUUGAUGAGUCGUCGACUUCGAAUCAAGGUUUUCUCAAUGCGGUGGAGCUGUCAGCGGGUAGCGUUGGCGACUACCUGGACAACAACACAGAUGGGUUUAACACUGACUCUUUCGAUGUGGGCGAUAAUGCAGUCAAUUUCCCCAGUGACUCGCUUAAUAACGUGCUCACCGACGGCGACUCGCUACUUAGUCACGAUGCAGUAUAUAAGGCCACCUCUGAUACUGAUGGUGAUGUUACAGAGAGUCAGAAGGCGACGGUGGAUACUGACUUUGACAUCAGUGAAAUGUCUGAUGCUGGCUAUUCAAUAUCAGCUGAUGAUUUAAUUCAAAAGAUUGAUGACAACACUACAGAUGCUUGUGAAGAGAAGGAGAAUACUAAAAUGGAACAAAUUAAUGACAAAGAGAAUACAUCUUUUGAAAAUUGUGAAGAGAUAAGUAAAAAUAAUGAUAAGCUUGAAGUUCCUGAAGAGCUAUCUGAACAUACUAAGAAACAAGAUGAUCGCAAACACAAAAUGCAUCCUGACGUUGGUAUCAUAGAAAUACCUGAUGAAAGUUCUGUAGAUGAACCUGAAAACAAAAUUUUAAAAGAAGCUAAUGAAAAUGUGACUCCAAAAGGAAAUGAAAAAAUUGAUGAUAAUGAAACAGCUACACCACUGGUUAAUGCAAAGAAAAUUAAUGAAAUGACCAGUCAGGAAAUUGAUGACCGUAAUACAGAGAAGAGCCCAGAGAAAAAUAGUGACAAUAGCACAGGGAAUACUGAUGAAAACCUUUCUGAAGAACACAAGGAAGAAGUUGCUACACCAACUAAGAAAGUCAGCAAGGUGGGAGGAGCUGAGGAAACUGAAGUGGUUUCGGAAGAUGAACUGCCUGAGGUACAGAAACCAAGUGUAAAAGAUGCGGAAAAUGUAUCUGAUGAUGAACUCCCUGGCCCUAAACCUGCUGAAUUACCAGCUGACACUGAGGUUGUAUCUGAGGAUGAACUACCUGCUUCUAAGAAAGAUUCCAAAGAAUCUCGUAAACGAAAAACUGAAAAUGAACGUGAUGGCUACGAUCCUGGCUCACCCACAUCUGAAAGCGAAUCCUCAACCAAAAAACAAGCUAUUGUCAAGAAUGGCGAAAGCAAACCGGUACCGUUAGAGAAGAGAAGUUCAAUUGAUGAAAAGCCGAAAAAGAAAGCCCUUCCUGAAUUAGACAAGUACUGGAAAGUAGUCAAUGAUGACCCAACUGACUUCACUGGCUGGACAUAUCUGUUACAAUAUGUUGAUCAAGAGAGUGACGUGGAGGCAGCGCGCGAAGCUUACGACGCUUUCCUUUCGCACUACCCGUAUUGUUACGGCUACUGGAGGAAAUACGCCGAUUAUGAAAAACGUAAAGGAAGUAAAAAGAAGUGCCUCGAGGUUUUGGAAAGGGGUCUUAAAGCUAUACCUUUAUCUGUCGAUUUAUGGAUACAUUAUCUAAAUCAUAUCAAGUCUACUAGAACCGAUGACCACACCUACCUUAGAGCUCAGUAUGAGAGAGCAAUCGAGGCAUGUGGUCUAGAAUUUCGUUCUGAUCGUCUAUGGGAAUCUUACAUCAAAUGGGAGGCCGAGAACGGUUCUGCUCUAAAUGUUACAAAUAUUUAUGACAGACUGUUGGCUACACCAACACUUGGAUAUACAUCGCACUUUGACAAUUUCCAAGAGCACGUGAUGUCGGAGCCGGUGACGGGCGUGGUGUCGCGCGCCGAGCUGGUGCGCCUGCGCGGCGAGGUGCGCGACGCCGCGGGGCAGCAGCCGCAGCUCGACCUGCCGCCCGGGGAGGACGAGCCCGUCGACCACGUGGCGUCUGAAGAAGAAGCCCAGGCCAUCAAGGAACGUAUCAUCGCAGCACGACGAAAGGUUCACAAAACUACAGGCGAACAGGUCGCGGCCCGGUGGACUUUUGAAGAAGGAAUUAAGCGUCCAUACUUCCACGUGAAACCUUUGGAACGAUGUCAGCUGAAGAACUGGAAGUCGUACCUGGAGUGGGAGAAACAGCACGGCACGCUAAAACGAGCUCUCGUUCUGCACGAGAGGUGUCUCAUCGCGUGCGCGCUGUACGAAGAGUUCUGGAUGAGGCUGAUCAAGUUUCUGGAGGAGCGUAUAGAGACUAACCCGGAGUUAGUGGCGGUUGAGCGUGAGGUAUUGGAACGCGCUUGCACCGUUCACCAUUUGGACAAACCCGAGUUGCACCUGCACUGGGCACACUUCGAAGAGGCGUACGGUAGCGCUGCUAAGGCAGCAGAAAUAUUAGACAGGAUAGAGAAAACUUGCCCCAAUCUAGUUCAAAUACAGUACAGACGUGUCAAUCUUGAGAGGCGUCGUGGCGACUACGAAAAAUGUGCUCAGUUAUACGAGGGUUACAUAAAUUCGGCUAAGAACAAGGCGGUGGCUUCUGCGUUAGCCAUCAAAUACGCUCGUUUUGUUUUCCACGUGCGACAAGACCCCGUCGGCGCAAGAAAAAUACUCGACGACGCGAUCACCAAGGAUCCUCUUAACCACAGACUACACAUGCAGAGACUGGACCUGGCGAUACAUACACCUGAUACACCCUAUGAAGUGCUGGAGGAGCUGGUGUCGUCGUACGAGAAACAGGAGUGCGCGGAGCUGGAGACGAUGGCGGCGCUGGCGUGGCGGCGGCGCGAGCUGGCCGAGGAGCGCGGCGACGCGCAGCACGCCCGCGCCGCGCACGAGCACGCGCGCGCGCUCACCAAGCACCUGCGCAAGCGCCAGCGCAAGGACAAGCACGACGUGCCGCCGCCCACGCAAAUAUCAGCAGACAAUAAGAAAAAGGAAUGUGGUGCAUCUGCAGCAGUCAAUGUCACAACUACCAGCGGUGGGAACUCAUAUUAUCAAACACCCGCAGCCACGACGGCCUCCUAUGAUCAAUCAUAUACCCAACCUUACCAACCCACUUGGGGCUACCAGCAGCCACCGGGGCCCUAUCAACAUCACCCGCACCCAUGGCCUCAAUAUCCCAAUUACUACUAG